AUGGCUAACGAACGCGAGAGCAAGACUUUCCUCGCCCGGCUCUGCGAGCAGGCUGAGCGCUACGAUGAAAUGGUCACCUACAUGAAGGAAGUUGCCAAGCUCGGUGGUGAGUUGACCGUCGACGAGCGGAAUCUUCUCUCGGUUGCCUACAAGAACGUCGUUGGCACCCGCCGUGCCUCUUGGCGCAUCAUCUCCUCGAUUGAGCAGAAGGAGGAGUCCAAGGGCUCCGACAAGCACGUCUCUACCAUUCGCGAGUACCGCCAGAAGAUUGAGGCCGAGCUUGAGCGUGUCUGCCAGGAUGUUCUCAACGUCUUGGAUGACUCUUUGAUCCCCAAGGCCGAGUCUGGCGAGUCCAAGGUCUUCUACCACAAGAUGAAGGGUGACUACCACCGUUACCUCGCCGAGUUCGCCUCGGGUGAGAAGCGCAAGGUUGCGGCCACUGCCGCUCAUGAAGCCUACAAGAGCGCCACCGACGUUGCUCAGACUGAGCUCACGCCCACUCACCCCAUCCGCCUCGGUCUCGCGCUGAACUUCUCGGUCUUCUACUACGAGAUCUUGAACUCCCCUGACCGUGCUUGCCAUUUGGCCAAGCAGGCCUUCGAUGACGCGAUUGCCGAGCUUGACUCGCUAUCCGAGGAGUCUUACCGCGACAGCACCCUCAUUAUGCAGCUGCUCCGGGACAACCUGACUCUCUGGACCUCGUCUGACGGUGGCGAGCCUGAGGCCGCCGCUGCUGAGCCCGCCAAGGAGGCCGAGAAGCCCGCCGAGCCCAAGUCGGAAGCCCCGGCUGCCGAAGCCCAGGAGGAGGCCGCUCCCGCCACCGAGUCUUAA
Molecule: messenger RNA, 831 nt
Organism: Xylona heveae TC161
Lineage: Eukaryota; Fungi; Ascomycota; Xylonomycetes; Xylonales; Xylonaceae
Product: 14-3-3 protein
Exons: 8
Coding region: 1-831 (276 amino acids)
Biological process (GO): signal transduction
Cellular component (GO): cytoplasm
Source: RefSeq, a predicted model, not a curated record